Porites evermanni is the source of this 784-nucleotide messenger RNA. The record is from the annotation of a GenBank genome assembly. Lineage: Eukaryota; Metazoa; Cnidaria; Anthozoa; Scleractinia; Poritidae.
AUGGAGUUGACUCAGAGGAAUACGAAUCACGUGGACAGUUAUAUGUGGUAUAGGUGAAUUUCGUUGUUAUACGCAAGAGGACUGAUUGCUAGGUGUGGAUGAAGGAUAAAUACUGACCGAUUGCCUGAACGAGCACCCCGAAGGCGCAAGCUUCUAGCAGGUUCCAGGGGAAUGCUCUCCUAGGAAAUUCUUUUGAUUUCAACUCUCUAAAGUCCCCUCUCCUAGGUUUCUGAGUUAUUCAAACAGGAUUUUCGCCAGUUCUAUUCACCUCAGAUGAAGCCUUGCAACUUGGAAAGAUUUUUCUUUGUUAAAAAUGUUUAUUAUGAAAAAGCUGACUGAUUUCUGUAAAACGGUGGAUCUGCGCCUCGAUUACGUUUCUCUCCUAGCAGUCAUUUCAAACUCUUCAAACUUACUAGGAUAGCAUGGCUUUUCUACUUCUGUACCCUUGUCAAUCUCUACAAAGGAGACAAGGAUUUUAUACAAGUUUAAGGGACCAUCAAGCUAGCCACGUGGCUACUACGCAUGGCGUGUUAAGUUGUCCAUUAUUCAAAGUCUUGCUAUGCAUGUACUGGUCCUCAUCACAGCAUGAAUGGUGGAAUAAUUUAGUUUUUUUAUGUUUUCUUUUUCUGUCCUUUUUUUUAGAUGCCCAGUCUGCCACAGAAAGAAAUCCCUCAGAAAUGGAAGCUUUUUUGGGGAGUUUCCCACACUAUCUAUGGGAAAAAUUCUCCUGUGUAUAUACCUGUGGAGUGUUCGUGAGCUGUGCACAACUGCCGCUAACAUGUAA